Messenger RNA from Microthlaspi erraticum, 783 nucleotides. NCBI's taxonomy places the organism in Eukaryota, Viridiplantae, Streptophyta, Magnoliopsida, Brassicales, Brassicaceae. The record is from the annotation of a GenBank genome assembly.
AUGAAGCUUAAAGAGUUCAAUGCUAAGGUGAAAUCACUUCCAUUCUAUGUCACUUUUGAAGAAGCUUGGGAUAAACAUGGUCUAGUGGAGUUCUUUUUCACAACUAGUGAAAACAAAGAAGAGAUACACCAACUUUUUCAGAAGGCACGAUUUCCCCAUGCCCCUCAUGCAGUCAAUCAACCACCAUCACCACCAUCAUCACCACCACCCAGUGGUAUGUCAAUUCCAUAUCAAGAGAGAAGCUUGCUGAGUUCAAUCAGUUUGUCCAAACUCUUCCAGCCAGCAUGUCUUUCCAAACAAGCUUGGCGCCACUACCCAUUCACCACCUUCUUCCACAACUGCAGAGAGACACCUGAGGACAUCAAAGAGCUUUUUGAGAAAGCUAAAGUUCAGCCUACCUUCAAGACCCUCUACAAGAUUGAAGACCCAGGUCAAUUCUCUAUUCCCUGUCAAGUAAAUGGUCAUUACUUUGAUAGAACACUAUGCGAUUCUGGCUCUUGCAUAAACCUCAUGCCAACCCAAACCGCCAAACUCCUUGGCAUCACACGCUUGCAACCUGCUCAAAUUAGUAUUGGACUUGCUAACCAUACUAUAGCCAAGCCAAGAGGAGUUGUUAUUGAUGUUCUUCUAGAGAUUGGAGAUAUCAAGAUCCCGGUGGACUUUCAUGUCAUAAACAUUCAAGGAGGAUGUGACACACCAUUGAUACUAGGCCGACCCUUUUUGGCCACUGCUGGAGCUGUCAUGGACCUUCCAAACCAGGCGAAUGUCCUUAGCCAAUGUUGA